CCUUUUCAGAUUUGAUGGAAUAUUACAGCGUUUCAGGAAAGAAAUGUCCAAAUUCCAGAAGAGAUUUGUAACUGCUGGGUUGAAUUGAAACGCAUUUAGUGUGCAUCCACAAUUGCAGCCUUUGUUGUCCGAAUGAGAGGACUCUUUCUUCCAGACGGAUGACCUCUCUUUUUCCUCACUGGCCCUGGCACUGCUGACACCAGAUCAGCAGCCGUUUCUCUCUUUCUCUCUCUGUAUUUAUUGUCUUUCUUUAUCAAAGUCCAUGAGCGGGAUCUCAGACUGAUAAACAGUGUGUUGAUGUCUGUGUCAGGACUACGAGAGCUUGAUGGAAUCUAUUUCCUGUUGGAUGUGCUGAGAGAUCCUGGUGUUAUGAAGAAAGAGGGAUAAACAGCAGAGAGCUGCUUAAUGCACGGAAACUGAAAAAACAUCUCUAUCCCACAUCUGCUGCAGGAGUAUCUGUUGAAGAUGUGAAACUGAAGACACAAACACUCGAACACUUCUCAAGAGGCCAGAGAUUAUAAAAGACAUGCCGAAGAGAAAGGAUGUCCUGGCACUCAUUUUAAUUGUAUUACCGUGGACUUUACUCAUCACGCUUUGGCAUCAACGUGCUGGAAAUCCACUUCUGCCGAUACCUAGAGAUAACAGAACCGGGACAAGUAAAGCUCACCAGAGAAGCUUUAGGCUCCAGAAGCCCUGUCUGUCGGAGAACAAGCACAUCCCUGAAGUCACCCGUAUGAAGUCCAUCCACAGCCGCUCUCCAGCAUGGAGCAACGCUUUACCAACUCUCCACAUAAUAACACCAACCUACAGCAGGCCGGUCCAGAAAGCAGAGCUGACCAGACUCGCCAACACUCUUCUGCAUGUCCCAAACCUUCACUGGCUGCUGGUGGAGGACUCGGCACAGAAAACUCCGCUCGUGUCCCGACUUUUGGAGAACAGCAGACUCAAUUACACACACUUGAAUGUCGAGACGCCUCCGAACCUCAAAGUGCAACGGACGAAAUUUAGAAAUGCACGCAUCCCUCGUGGCACCAUGCAGAGGAACCUGGCUCUCCGCUGGCUGCGGGCGAACAUUGGCCCACGCUUGGGACAGUCAGGAGUCGUGUAUUUUGCAGAUGAUGAUAACACGUAUAGUUUGGAGCUGUUUGAGGAGAUGCGCUGGACUCAUAAAGCAUCAGUCUGGCCAGUUGCCUUCGUCGGAGGUCUCCGGUACGAAUCGCCCAAAAUCAACUCUCAGGGCAAAGUGUCCGGCUGGAGGACGGUUUUUGACCCUCGCCGACCUUUCGCCAUCGACAUGGCUGGGUUUGCCGUGAACCUUCAACUCAUCCUGAGCAAGCCACAGGCCUACUUUAAGUUAAAAGGGGUAAAAGGUGGAUAUCAGGAGAGCAGUCUGUUACAGGACCUGGUCACCCUCAGUGACCUGGAGCCCAAAGCUGAUAACUGCACAAAGGUUCUGGUUUGGCACACUCGAACAGAAAGACCCUUGCUAGUGAAUGAAGGAAAAAAAGGAUUCACAGAUGGCAGGGUGGAAGUAUGAUGAACUGUUUCUAUGUUGUUUUUAAGCAGAAUAAUACAGAGUAUCAUGACAAAUCCUGAUUAUUUAUUGCACUGAAUUUAAAGUGUCCGGCUGGAAACAUUGAGAACAACUCCUUACGAAGUACAAUUCCUGCAGUCAAAAGCCUUGUAUCUUUAUAACAUCUUCAUUUAUCCCAGAAAAAUGCAAUGGAGAACAGUCAUUCUCAUGGAGGGAAAUAACUACUCGACCUCUGCAUUGAAUCACAGUCUGGUCUGAGUCAGCACUAACUGCCAGAAGACACAGUUAGUCUACUGAUAUUUGGCAGUCAGAUUGGCAUCAGCUCUGUUUUUGUUAGCUUCACAAUAUAAUUCUGUCCACUCGGAUGAUCUCAGACCAGUUUGACAUUUCAGUUUGACAAUUUUAGCUAAGCACAUGUUUCUCUGAGAGUUCAGCGGUUAUGGAUAUACAAAGUAGUACACAAGGACACAUUAAUAAACUGUUUUACUCCAGUCAAAGUAUUAGGUAGGUCUGUUAAUUUUUUUAAUCUACUAUUUAAAAUAGUACUGAUUGAUGAAUGUUUAUUUGUUUUGUAAAACUGACAGCUACUGUUGAAAAUUCAAGUGCGCAAACAAGUAAAAAUAUAUCAUAUAGCAAAACAAAUAUUCAAAAUAAAAUGUGUGUAAAUGUGUGCUGGCAAAUCUAAACAGACAAUAUUAAAACAGAUUGCUACUGAGCAAAUUAGGGUAACAGUAUUGGAAGAACGCUAUGCAAACAUGUUAGUUUUAAUAUCUAUUUAUUUCUACAGAAACAGGAGGAUGCGUGGGCCAUUGGUAGAUUUCGGAGACCAAAGACUCACUCUGAGCUAAUCAUUUGAACUAGUGAUUCAUGAACUGGAGACUCACUCUGAGCUAAUCAUUUGAACUAGUGAUUCAUGAACUGGAGACUCACUCUGAGCUAAUCAUUUGAACUAGUGAUUCAUGAACUGGAGACUCACUCUGAGCUAAUCAUUUGAACUAGUGAUUCAUGAACCAGAGACUUAAGCUGCGUCCCAAAUCACAUACUUAUGCACUAUUCUACGCCAUUUUGUGGUACAAAUAGUGUAAGUAGUGCGUUCACACUGAAA
This is a messenger RNA of Danio rerio (zebrafish), 2639 nucleotides long. NCBI's taxonomy places the organism in Eukaryota, Metazoa, Chordata, Actinopteri, Cypriniformes, Danionidae. The record is from RefSeq and is a predicted model, not a curated record.